Orcinus orca (killer whale) is the source of this 2560-nucleotide messenger RNA. RefSeq names its product dynein regulatory complex subunit 1 (gene DRC1). Gene Ontology annotation, biological process: regulation of cilium movement; cilium-dependent cell motility; axonemal dynein complex assembly. Gene Ontology annotation, cellular component: axoneme; axonemal dynein complex. The record is from RefSeq and is a predicted model, not a curated record. The transcript is spliced from 17 exons. The coding region runs from base 241 to 2400 and encodes 719 amino acids. NCBI's taxonomy places the organism in Eukaryota, Metazoa, Chordata, Mammalia, Artiodactyla, Delphinidae.
GAAUUGCAGGAGAAAGGAAUAAAGCCCCAAGCUGGGAUAUAGCUUUCGGAACACCAGUGGGCAGAGCCUGAGGGAAUGCGCGCGCAACCACGCCAGCUGCGGAUUAGGUGACUUUUUCCCUGGCAACGGCUUGUUGUUAGCAACGGCUUGUUGUUAGCAACGGCUUGUUGUUAGCAGCAAGGCGGUAGUCCGGCGGUGGUCUAGGCAGAGCUAGCUGCCUGGGGGCGGGAGGCACCUGCCAUGAAUCCGCUGGGAUCCCUGAGGGUCCUGGAGGAGGAGAAGGAGCAUUUAGCCACUCCGAUUGUCGGGCCCUCGAUACAUUCUGAUAACCCUCAGGAGCGGAUCCAGGCCCGGCGCCUCCGCAUCGCGGCGCGCCUGGAAGCUCGGAGGCGGGAAGCUCUUGGAGAACAUUUAGACGGGAAGGAGAGGGAAGAAGAUCAAAGCAAGAGCUACAAACAGAAAGAAGAAAGCAGACUGAAGUUGGCUAAGCUGCUGCUCUGUGGCACCGAGUUGGUGACAAAUAUCCAGGUAGCUGCAGAUAUCAGGGAGGUCCACAGGAGAGUCGAGGAAGAGGAGAUAAAGCGUCAGAGACUUGAAAAGCUGGAGAAUGAGGUCAAGACCAGUCAGGACAAAUUUGAUGAGAUUGCCAUGAAGUGGGAGGAGGGCAAACAGAAGAGGAUCCCCCAGGAGCUGUGGGAAAUUCUCAACGCCCAGCAGGUGCACUGCGCUGGGCUGGUAGAAGAUAAGAACAAGCUGAUCAGCGAGUUACAGCAGGAGUUAGAAACAAAGCAUGAUCAGUACGUGAAGGAUUUGAAGAAACAGUCGGGUGACAUCUGCCUGCUCCUGGAGAGGAUGGAAGAACAGGUGAAAAACGUGAUGAAAACCUUUCGCCAGGAGCUCCAAUACAUCGAGAAAGCAUUUGAGGUGGAGCGACAGGAGCUGCUGACCAGCAAUAAGAAGAAAUGGGAGCAGGCCCUGCAGGCUCACAGUGCCAAAGAGCUGGAGUAUCUUAUGAACCGCAUCAAGAAAGUGGAGGACCACGAGAAGCAGCUCAACAAACAGAGGAUCUGGGACUGCGAAGAGUACAACACGAUCAAGAUCAAGCUGGAGCAGGACGUGCAGAUUCUUGAGCAACAGCUUCAGCAAAUGAAAGCAACUUAUCAGCUAAACCAAGAGAAGUUAGAGUACAGCUUCCAGGUGCUGAAGAAGAGAGAUGAAGAAAGCACAGUGAUUAAAUCCCAGCAAAAGAGGAAGAUCAACUGCCUUCAUGAUGUACUUAACAAUCUGAGAUCAAAAUAUAACAAGCAGGUAAAGCAGUUUCAGGAGGAGAACCAGUCCCUAACCUCAGACUACAAACGCUUUGUGAUGCAAUUCAAGGAGAUGCAGAAAGCCAUGAGGCAUUUCGCUCUCAUUGAUGACAAGCAGUUUCGGGAGAUUUGGCUGAUGAAUGAAGAGGAGGCAAAAGAUCUGAUAAGCAGAGCCUUUGAUGUAGACAGCGUCAUCCAUACCCAUCACCUGGGGCUCCCCUGGACAGCACCUGACUUCUGGUUCCUGAAGAAUGUGGGACCAAUUUCUCAGCAGCAGCGGAAGUCGGCCACGCAAAUCUUAGAGGAAGUGCUGAUGGAAGCAGAAGAGGAGGGGGCAGAGGAGGCCGCCUCAGAAGCAGGGUCGUACCUGGACCUGCCAAAGCAAGUGUCAGCGAAAACUACCAGGAGGAUCCUGACGCUCCUGUGUGACGAGUCGGGUUUCCUCAUAGAGAGGAAGCUGCUGAGCCUUCUCCUGCCCCUGGACAAGAACGAGUGUUACCUGCUGAAGUUGGACGCCAUCUUCUCAGCCCUUGGAAUCGAAAAUGAGGAUGACUUGUAUAAACUGGUAAACUUCUUCCUCAAAUACCAAGCUCAUCAUUCACCUCCCAGCCAGGAGCGAACAAGCCUUGUAUCACCAUUGGAGAAGCUGGACCUCCAGGGAGAGAAGGAGGGAAGCCUUGUGGACCGGGAGCCACAGGAGAAGCAGCCCCCGCCUUCUCCCAGGCUCAUCCACCCCAACGAUGUUCUCAAGAUUCUGGAGGCCUUUGUCACGGGUCUGAGGAAACCCAGGGACUUUCGGGCACCAGUGAAGCUGCCGAAGGUUGUGCGAGACGACUCAAAGGACUCCGAGUACUGGAAGGCCCUGACCACGGUUAUCCCUGCCACCACCCUGAACCUCUGGGACGCUCUCUACACAGCCUUGGAGAAAUACCACCUCGUCCUGACCCAGAGGGCCAAGCUGCUGAUAGAAAACCGUUCUCUGGAGCGGCAGAACACAGAGCUCCAGCAGCUGCUGCAGCAGUAUCUAGACUCCAAGAUAAACUCUGAACUGCAAGUUCCUCCGACUCAGGUGUUCCGGGUCCCCACAAAAUAGAGCCAGACCUCGAAAGGGCCGACACUGGUAUCAGUGCUGGUGCCACAGGUGGCAUCUCCUGGGGAGCUGCCUGGGCCCAGUCCCUGGGUUUUCCAGAGCUGCUGUUGUCGGGCCUGUCAAGAUAGGUGACAAGAGGAGUUACUUGUAUCCUGCAGGCAUG